Molecule: messenger RNA, 2005 nt
Organism: Mirounga angustirostris (Northern elephant seal)
Lineage: Eukaryota; Metazoa; Chordata; Mammalia; Carnivora; Phocidae
Product: aldehyde dehydrogenase family 3 member B1-like
Exons: 7
Coding region: 875-1990 (371 amino acids)
Biological process (GO): aldehyde metabolic process
Cellular component (GO): cytoplasm
Molecular function (GO): 3-chloroallyl aldehyde dehydrogenase activity; aldehyde dehydrogenase (NAD+) activity
Source: RefSeq, a predicted model, not a curated record
AAAUAACACAGUAGAAAACCAUGCAAAAAAAAAAAAAAAAGAAAGAAAGAAAGAACUGAUAAGAAGCCCGAAGAGCCCAUAAGCAAAUAAGACUAUGCUCAACCUCAGCAGUAACUGGUAAAAUAAAAAUUACAACAAUUGUAAGAUACUGUUACAUACCCAUUGUGUCAGUUUCCUAGGACUGCGGUAACAAAUUACACAAACUUGGUGGCUUAGAAACCAGAUAUUCAUUCUCUCACAGUUCUGGAGGUCAGAAGUCUGAAAUCAGGUAUGACAGGACCACGCUCUCUCCAGCGCCUCUAGGGGAGGGUCCUGCCUUACCUCUUCCAACUUCUGGGGUCUCCGGGGGCUCCUUGGCUCGUGGCAAUCUCUGCCUCAUCUUCGCGUGGCCUCCUCCUCUUCUAUCUCAAAUCUCUUUCUCUGACGAGGACACUCAUCGUAGGAUUUAGGGCUCCGCUGGCUAAUCCGGAAUGAUCUUAUCUCGAGAUCCUUAAUUACAUCUGUAAAGAUCCUUUUCAGGGCGCCUGGGUGGCUCAGAUGGUUAAGCGUCUGCCUUCGGCUCAGGUCACGAUCCCAGGGUCCUGGGAUCGAGUCCCGCAUCGGGUUCCCUGCUAGGCGGGGAGCCUGCUUCUCUCUCUGCCGCUGCCUCUCUCUAUCUCUCUCUGACUCUCAUGAAUAAAUAAAUAAAUAAAUAAAAAGAAGGAAAUGGGAGGGACCCAUGUGUUGGAGGGGUGCAGGGGCAGCCCCGGCCCUCUGGGGUUACACGCGAGUCCUUGUAGAAGUGUCCGUGAGCCCAUAGAGGUACAGCCAGGGGCGCGGGGAGAAUGCCCAUGAAAGUGGAGAGCCCCGGCCCACGCUGCCCCCUCCCUGCAGGAUGGACCCCUUCGCGGACACCCUGCGGCGGCUGCGGGAGGCCUGCGGCUCAGGGCGGACGAGGCCCGCUGAGUUCCGGGCGGCGCAGCUCAAGGGCCUGGGCCGCUUCCUGCGGGACAACAAGCAGUUUCUGCAGGAGGCGCUGGUGCAGGACCUGCGCAAGUCAGUCUUUGAGGCAGAGCUAUCCGAGCUCGUCAUAUGCCAGAACGAGGUUGACCUGGCGCUCAAGAACCUACGCACUUGGAUGAAGGAUGAGCCCGUAGCCAAGAGCCUGUUCGCGCGCCUGGACUCGGCCUUCGUCUGGAAGGAGCCCUUGGGCCUGGUGCUCAUCAUCGCCCCCUGGAACUACCCUGUGCACUUGACCCUGGUGCCGCUAGUGGGUGCCCUCGCCCCAGGGAACUGCAUGGUGCUGAAGCCAUCAGAAUUAAGUAAGGGCACAGAGAAGGUCCUGGCUAAGGUCCUGCCUCAAUACUUGGACCAGAACUGCUUUGCCGUGGUGCUGGGAGGGCCCCCGGAAACUCGGCAGCUGCUGGAGCACAAGUUCGACUACAUCUUCUUCACUGGGAACCCCCAAGUGGGCAGGAUCGUCAUGGCUGCCGCCGCCAAGCACCUGACACCCGUCACGCUGGAGCUGGGGGGCAAGAGCCCCUGCUACGUGGACGACGACUGCGACCCCCAGACCGUGGCCAACCGCGUGGCCUGGUUCCGCUACUUCAACAGCGGCCAGACCUGCGUGGCCCCCGACUACGUCCUGUGCAGCCCGGACACGCAGGAGCGGCUGCUGCCCGCCCUGCAGAGGGCCAUCACCCGCUUCUACGGCGAGGACCCCCAGAGCUCCCCGAGCCUGGGCCGCAUCAUCAGCGAGAAGCACUUCCGGCGGCUCCGGGGCCUGCUGGGCUGUGGCCGCGUGGUCAUCGGCGGCCAGAGCGACGAGCGCGACCGCUACAUCGCCCCCACGGUGCUGGUGGACGUGCAGGAGACCGAGCCGGUGAUGCAGGAGGAGAUCUUCGGCCCCAUCCUGCCCAUCGUGAACGUGAGGAGCCUGGACGAGGCCAUCGACUUCAUCCACCGUCGGGAGAAGACCCUGGCCCUGCAUGCCUUCUCCAACAGCAAUUAGGUGAGGGUGCUCCGG